This is a messenger RNA of Branchiostoma floridae (Florida lancelet), 1533 nucleotides long. RefSeq lists its product as uncharacterized. The coding region runs from base 145 to 1209 and encodes 354 amino acids. The transcript is spliced from 8 exons. The record is from RefSeq and is a predicted model, not a curated record. Lineage: Eukaryota; Metazoa; Chordata; Leptocardii; Amphioxiformes; Branchiostomatidae.
AUUCCCAUAGAAACCCGUGGAAAGUACCUUUCUUCGUGGUAAGCCCCGAGCUACAACAGGACACACUGUGGUGCACUGGGUCUGACUCCAGACAGGCAUCGACGUUGGUGGGCCGGGGGAGGUAUUCUAGACUUCUCGUGAGACAUGAACUUCUACUCGGGAUGGGACGACGGUGGUCGAAGGGACGACAGGAACCACGAAUAUCGCACCAGCGCCCAAAGAACACAUGGAUCCGGAGCCAGGGCAACUCAACCUCAGGCGUACACGAGUAGCCAGGGCAACAGUCGCUACACAGAUAAGGGGACUGAUAGACGUCAUCAUGUGUACGAGUACGACACCGUCCAAGAACAGCGCGGAGGCGCCCACUAUCGAGAUCCCUACGAUUACAACAGCUCGUCGGGAGGGAGCUAUGCACCGCAGAGAACGGAGCAGCGGCAUCGGUCGUCGCAAGCCAGCAAACAGAUGCUGUACGACGUCUAUGCACAAAACAUCGGGAUGCUGGAAAAGCUGGAGGAACGAGAAAAUGGUGAGGGAAGAACAGGUGGUCAUCUGGAUGGCACAACGUCAUCUCGUACCGGCGUUUCUACGAGGAGCGUCUCACACAGUGAUCCGAGGCGCUACGAGACGUCCCAUCGGCCGCAGGAGAGGAGGGACGCCGUGGGACAUACCGGUCGUGGUUUAGGGCGGUCCGAUGUGACUUUGCCCGACCAGUCUGGCAAGACUGAAAGAGACCUGAAAGCCGUGAUGGAAGGAGAGCUCGCCUGUCUGCAGGCUCAGCUGCGCUUCUGCCCGCCGGAGAUUCGCGAUCAGACCCGAGACGAGCUGGUGGAGAAAACCUUGGGCUGGAUGGCCAAGAGAGAAGAGAAGGGUACGAAGACGGGUAUGGUGGACAGGUAUGCAUCCAACCUGUUGGAAACACUGCUGACUGGUGAAACUACCCUCGGGGUACGUGACACUGGCAGAAACAGAAGGUCGAGCCCAGCUGGCGAAGAAGCGAUCCUAGCGGGCGUGGGAGCACUGCAGAUCGGACAGCGUUACGGUGCUGACCAGGACCGACGGUUCCACGACGACCCGAACCGAAAGGCUCGGUGCCCCAAGAUCCGGACUGGGGACAAAGCUGACAUUUAUGGAGCCAAGCGAGCCAUUGCUGUGAACCCGAGUCUUCGCACCCACCUAGAUGGGAAGUAUUGGCCAGGUAACCUGCGUUAGGGAACCUGCGUUAAACCCAACAAGCGUUAGAGGACUCUUCUGUGUCAUGUAACGUUAGUGUGUUGACUGUUGAUAUGUCGUUCUAACACUUGGUUGACGUACGAUCCUUCCCAAAGCAUUGGAAUUGCGUCCUUCCUCGAAACUUUUCCCGAAACUCUCAUAUACAAGGAUUUCCCUCCACAUCGUAUAUAGAACGUUGUACGAAGGAUAGAAAUAUCAUUGUCUAAGUACUGUGACGCUGAAAUUGGCUGUUUUGUUUGUAUCGUUUGUCCAUUAACUAGUCAGUCGACUUGAAUAAAAUACCACUCAUGCAAGUGCAAUCUG